GUCAGUGCAGUUCUGUCAGACCGUGCGAGGGGGGAGCUCCUUGUAUUGUAUACGGACUCUGACUACAAAAAAGUGUAGUGGCAGAGCAGUAUUUUAGGAGUGCCAGUCAGACAAGUACUGUAUCAUAGAAUGGAAAAUGAGAAAUGGUCCGAAAUGGUCGCAAAAGUAGCUUUGGCAGUUGCCAUCAUUCGAUGUAAACCAAAUGGGAAAAGUAGCAGAAGGUAUGCUGAAGAACUGGCCAAACAUGUUUCUAGUCACGAUGCCAAGAUGAAGAAUAAAGUUUUGGAAUUGGAAGCUGAAGUUCUCAGUUUGCGGCAAGAGCGUCUUUUACACAAAAUUCAUAGCAAAUCAAACUUUGAACACGAAUACAUUGGCUUGGCAUCAGAGCCACUUGAAGAUUCCCGAUCAACGAGUCAAUUAGAAGAUGAUUCUGGGUGUGAUAUUUCUAAUGAAGAUGGAGUAGAUAAACUGACAGUUUGUCAAAGUUCUAACAACUGUGACUUACCCUUAACAAGUCUGUCAAGUUUUGCUUCGCCUUCAAAUCCUCUUCCAAUUAAAAAAUGCAUUACAGUUGGUAAAGGACAGCUGUCUAGUCAGAUCGACUUUCUUAAUCAUCUUCUUGGACUGCGAAAACUGGCAACAGUAGGAGGCCAUCUAACAAAUUUGACAGAGUUUGGGAAUGAUAGUGGUAUAGUACCAGAGUCUGUGUCUGGACUGCUGAAUGGUUUACUUAGUUUGUAUAAAAAUCCAAAUCCAUCUGUCUCAAAAUUUCAAACUGAAGCCAUUAGAACUGUGACAAACCUCAUCUCUGAUUCACACUUAUCCAAGAAUAUUCUCAGAGAGUGCAUGAAGAGGUUAGAAACUUUUGAAAAAAGUAUACUCCAGAUUAUCUUAACAAACAGCCAAAUAAACAGGUUUCAGAAUCAGCAAGCUAUGUUAGAUUGUCUGUAUCAGCUGGGGAAAUGUUCCAAGGUUAAUGGACCCUUAAUACAUCUCCUUUUUUCUGAAAUCAAGAAUUUUGUUGAUGAACUCCUCCAACACCAGGGUCAGGAAAAUUACGACAUUACCAAGUAUGAGAACAUCCCAUUGGUAUGUUCUUUGUUGGAAAAUCUUCUUCAGCAUAUAAAAGAACAGGAAAUACUGCAUUCUGAAACCUUUAAUGAUGGAACAAAACUGGUUGUAAAUAGCCUUUACCACACAGUACUUCAGAUUUCUGAUAGUUUUCCAUUGCUAAGUAUUAUCCUGUGGAGGCUAACAACUCUAUUUUCAUGUAGAGGCACUGAAGACAGCUAAUUUUUGUGUCCACCAUUUGUUGGAAGAAGUUAUUUAUAAAAGUGAUAUAGUCUCCACUUUUAAAUACUGUAUUUUUUAUAUGAUUUUAAUUUCCAUUUGAAGAAUAGGAUGUUUUAUGUAUUGUCUUUUUUUUUUGAGAGAAACCACAAUUUGAUCUUUUUUUCCCAAAAUAAAAAAGGCAUUUACAAAAAUGCACGCCAAAAAUGUAAUCUAUACACUAAACCUUCAAAAUUAUUUUCAGCAUUCCUAUUUUUUUUUUAACUGUCUCUUCUUUCUCAGAAUAGUUUUUUGUAAAGCUGCCCAUGGCUAGGCCAGUUCAGCAGGCAAGCUGAACAUGUUAACAUCAAGGGGUACUACAUACCCCCUACUCAUUCACGCUUGGUAGAGAUCUAGAGGACCCUUUGCCUGCACUUGCAAUGCACAGUAAGCAGAAAACAACAUGAUUCCAAACACCGCAUGAUUCUUCCUUUUACUGUGUGUGUGUAAUGCACAGUAAGCAUAAAACCUCACAUAAUUAUUUUACCGUGCGUAUAACACACAAAAAGACCCACAUAAUUCCUCCUUUGACUGUAAUUUCUAACACCACAUGAUUCUACCUUUGACUGUGCAUGUAACAUGCAGUAAACAGAAAAUUAUGCAUGAUUCAUUCUUUGAAUGCACUUGACAAUAAAAAAAAAACCUGGAAGCCAAUUGGUUUCUAUGCAGCGCUACACUAGAUUUUGCACUCCAGUUUUAUUAAAUCAACCCCUGUAUUACAUCUUGUAGUUCUAACACAAGGUCAGCAGUAUAAUGCAUUGCAUCACAUUUUGUAAUGUCUAACACAAAGUCUGGAGUAUAAUGCACUGUAUUACAUCUUGUAGUGUGUAUGACAUUGAAGACUUACAAUGCCUGCCCUCUUUCUCUUG
Messenger RNA from Rana temporaria (common frog), 2198 nucleotides. It is a transcript of the gene MEI4, whose product is annotated as meiotic double-stranded break formation protein 4. The transcript is spliced from 5 exons. Gene Ontology annotation, cellular component: lateral element. Gene Ontology annotation, biological process: DNA recombination; homologous chromosome pairing at meiosis; oogenesis. The record is from RefSeq and is a predicted model, not a curated record. NCBI's taxonomy places the organism in Eukaryota, Metazoa, Chordata, Amphibia, Anura, Ranidae. The coding region runs from base 130 to 1293 and encodes 387 amino acids.